Messenger RNA from Clonostachys rhizophaga, 8289 nucleotides. The record is from the annotation of a GenBank genome assembly. Lineage: Eukaryota; Fungi; Ascomycota; Sordariomycetes; Hypocreales; Bionectriaceae.
AUGGCUGCGGCCGACGUCUUGACAUUCGCCGGGAGCUGCUUCGAGAACGAAUAUGGCUACCCGAGACCUCAUACCGAGACGAUUGGGCCGGAUGAGCUGCCGGUGGCGCUGCGGUUGCAUGCCAUAGCUAAAGCCUGGCUCACGAUACGAUGCGACGCCUCGAGCCGCCGUUCCUCACCAUUCUCUCGACACGCAUCGAAACGACCAUUGAACAAACCGACAUGGAAAAUCACAUGGCCGCCUCAAUGUUCCUCUGAGCAUGAGGAAACAGACCGAGUCGCUGAUCCGACUGGAACCGAUCGAUUAGCCCACUCGGCGGAGCCCUGCAGCUCAGCACCCUUUGCAUCCGUUACGGCCAGAACUUCUUCCCGAUCUCAGUCUAGAAAACAGUUCCUGGAUGACCCCAUCCUCAACGUUAUGGUCGACUUCGACUCCAGACGAGGCAUUUACGAAUAUGCCAAAAAGAAAGGAAAGAAGGCUACAUCAGUGCCCCUGAACCUCGCUCCCGAGAAGAAGGACGACAUCAAGUUGGGGGAAGAUAUAGGAGGGAAACUCGAUGUGAAUUUCGGCGCCCCAGGCUCAAAAAAUGGUGCUGGGUCAUGGGGCACAGGAGGAGGCGGUGGUGGUUGGGAUUGGAGUGGCGCCCCAGGUGCAGACCCUGGUGGAGGAGGGGCAGGAGGAGGUGGGAACGCCGAGGGUAACCCCUGGAGCAUUGACCGCCCCAAGCCCAAGAAAACAAAUAAGUCCACAUUCAGCUUCGGCGCAGACGAACCGGACGAUUCUGGCGGCAAACCUGAUGAUGAUUGGGGAUUUGUUUCCACCAAGGACAAAAAGAAGCAGAGCAACCUGUGGGGUCAAGAAGAGGAUAACAAGGACGCUUGGGCCUUUGGCGCUUCCAACAAGAAGGGUUCCGCCGCCCUCCUCGACGGCACGCUAGACGACCCAACGCCUGGCAAGAAGGAGGACGACAUCUGGGACACUUGGGGCGGUGGCGACCCCAAAGCCAAAAAGAAGAACCUACUUGGUGAUUUCGGCCCGCCUGACCCCGCGCCAGAGCCCGCCGCUGGCUCUUCCGCAAUCGACAGCUUCUGGGGGGCCGUCACCGGGAAGAAGGACACCAAGAAGAAAAUCCCCGAGGCUCCCGACCCGCCAGCAUCCAUGGGCCUGGAUGACGACUUCGGCUGGGGAUUUGGCAGCAAGAAGAAGCCAGAGCCGAAACCAGUCGAGGACGAGGGCGAGUUCUGGAGCUUCGCCAAGAAAAUCACCAAGAAGACGAAUGCGCUUUUCGCCGACGAGGAACCCGCUCCAGUCAAGCAAGAGCCGGCUGCCGACGACAGCUGGGGCUUUUGGGGUGCGAAGAAGCGGGAGAAGAAGCCCGCUCUCUUUGACGAUCCUGUUCCGGAAGCGCCGCCCAAAAAGAACGCACUCGAUGACUUGAUCCAGCUUGACGAUGGCGUCGGCGGCGGCGGCGGCGAUGAUUUCUUCAGCUCCUUUGGAGUCGCCAAGAAAAAUCAAGAGGAUGAAGCUGCACGUGCUGCAAAGGAAAAAGAGAUUGCAGCUGAAGAGGAGGAGCUUGCCGCCUUAGAGCUUAAGAAGCUGAAGAAGACCGGCAAGCAUGCUCUGAAGAAGGACCGAGACCGCUAUGACCUCUUGAAGGCCAACCAGGAACAACGAGCGAUGAACAAUGCGAUCAAAGAAGCGGAGGAGCAAGCUGCCCGUGAGGCGGAGGCGGCCGCGGCAGAGCAAGCUCGAAUAGCGGAGGAAGAGAAAGCUAAAGCCGAGGCGGAGGCGAUUGAAGCAGCAGCCGAAGACACAGAAUUCGCCGACCUGGAAGCCAAAAGGGUUAGAAGAGGAGGAAAACUUACUCUCAAGAAGGACAGAGACCGGUGGGAUGUUCUCAAAGCCAAAGCUGAGGAGAGGGCUGCAAAACGAGCCGCCCUUGAAGCCGAAUCGCUGCUCGUCGAGGUACCACCGCCACCGCCUCCAGAACCCGAAGGUCCGGAUCCUGCUCAACUUGCUGCUGAGGAGGAAGCGGCAAGGCUCGCGGAAGAGAAAGCUCGAGCCGAGGCCGAAGAACAGGAAAUCGCUGCCGAGGAGAAAGAACUCGCGGCGCUUGAGGCCAAGAAGGCGAUGAAGAAGGGCAAACUUGUCUUGAAGAAGGACCAGGACCGUUACAACAUCCUCAAAGGCAAGGCUGACCAGCGAGCUGAAGCAAAAGCUGCCGCUGAAGCUCAAGCGGCAGCCGAGGCACAAGCCGCUGCUGAGGCAGAGGCAGCCGCAGCCGCAGAGGCCGAAGCAGCAGCAGCAGCCGCAGCAGAAGCCGCCGCAGCAGCCGAGGCUGAAGAAGCUGCUCGUCUCGCGGUCGAACAAAUCGCAGCUGAAGAAAAAGAGCUCGCAGAUUUAGAGACAAAAAAGGCUAGGAGGGGCAGGCUCACCUCUAAGUUAGAUCGAGACCGAUACGACGAGCUAAAGGCUAAAGCGGACCAGAGAGCCCAGGAAAGAGCAGCAAAGGAGGCAGAGGAAGCUGCAGCAGCAGCCGAAGCUGAAGCAGCAGCCGCCGCCGAAGCAGCCGCCGCAGCGGAGGCCGCAGCAGCACAAGAAGCGGAGGAGGCUGCCGCCCGCGCUGCUGUAGAGCUCGCCGCAGAAGAACAGGAGCUUGCAGACCUCGAGACCAAAAAGGCGAAGAGAGGCAGACUUACCUCUAAACCGGAUAGAGAUCGAUACGACGUGCUCAAGGGCAAAGCAGAAAAGAGAGCUCAGGAGAAGGCAGCAAAGGAGGCAGAGGAGGCUGCUGCAGCUGCCGAAGCUGAAGCAGCAGCAGCCGCCGAAGCAGCCGCCGCAGCAGAGGCAGCAGCAGCACAGGAGGCUGAAGAGGCCGCUGCUCGUGCUGCUGAAGAGGUCGCUAUCGAGGAGCAAGAGCUUGCAGACCUCGAGACCAAAAAGGCGAAGAGAGGCAGACUUACCUCUAAACCGGAUAGAGAUCGAUACGACGAGCUCAAGGGCAAAGCAGAGAAGAGGGCGCAGGAAAAAGCAGCAAAGGAAGCAGAAGAAGCAGCAGCUGCAGCAGCCGCUGCGGAGCCUGAGCCCGAGCCUGAGCCCGAGGUCGCGCCUGAACCUGAACCCGAACCCGAGCCUGAGAUUGAUCAUGAGGCUGCUGAGAGGGAAGCCAAAGAAAUUGCGCUUGAAGAAGAGGAAUUAGCACUUCUAACUAAGAGGGCCCUUAGGGGUAAGCUUUUGAAGAAGGACAAGGAUCGCUACGAAAUCCUGAAGAAGAAAUCCCAGGAGAGAGCCGACGAGAAAGCAGCCAAGGAGGCAGCGGAGGCAGAGGCAGAGGCAGCAGCGGCGGCGGCAGCAGCAGCAGAGCCAGAGCCAGAACCGGAGCCGGAGCCGGAGCCAGCGGAGGAGCCAGUACCGGAGGCUGAUGAAGCUGCAGCUCUCGCUGAAGCAGAAGCUGCUCUCAUUGCGGAGGAAGAGGCAGAACUUGCAGCCUUGGAGGUCAAGAAGGGACGAAAGAAUAAGUUCACGAAGAAAGAUAAGGAGAGAUACGACCAAUUGAAGGACAAGGCAAAUGCAAGGGCCGAGGCCGAGGCGGCUCGACUGGCAGAAGAGGCGGCGGCGAGAGAAGCCGAGGAGCUUGCUGCCAAGGAGGCUGAGGAAGCAGCUGCCAGGGAAGCUGAGGAGGCUGCAGCUCGGGAAGCAGAAGAGGCAGCCGCCCGGGAAGCGGAGGAGGAAGCCGAACUUGCAGCAUUGGAAGUUAAGAAGGCCAAGAGAGGGAGGCUUCCGGCCAAGAAAGAUCGCGACCGCUACGAUGAACUCAAGGAGCGCAUUGAUGCACGGGCGGCGGCAAAAGCUGCAGAAGCUGAGCUUGAGCCUGAACCCGGACCCGAACCUACUCCCGAAGAGGAAGAUCCAGAGGCAGCGGAAGCCGCUGCCAAGGAAGCCGAAGAAGCCGCCGCUGCUGCUGAAGCUGAAGCAGCGGCAGCAGCAGAAGCCCAAGCAGCAGCCGAAGCCGAAGCGGCGGCAGCUCGUGAAGCUGAGGAGAUUGAGAUUGAAGAUGCCGAGCUUGCUGAGCUCGAAGCCAGGAAGGCUAAGCGAGGGAAGCUGGCGAGCAAAAAAGAGCGUGAGCGCUACGACUAUCUCAAGGAACGAGCUGACAAAAGAGCUGAGGAGAAGGCAGCGGCUGAAGCAGCAGCGGCUGAAGCAGAAGCCGCCGAAGCAGCCGCCGCAGCCGAAGCAGCCGAAGCAGAAGCUGCAGCUGCAGCAAAGGAAGCCGAAGAGGCUGCAGCAAGGGAGGCUGAAGAGAUUGCAGUAGAAGAGGCGGAACUUGCUGAGUUAGAAGCUAGGAAAGCUAGGAGGGGAAGACUCCCCUCUAAGUUUGUUGAAAGAUACGACUUUCUCAAAGAGCGUUCGGAGAAACGGGCUGCGGAUGCUGCUGCUGCUGCUGCCGCCGCCGCCGAGGCAACCGUAGAAGAAGAAGAAGAAGCUGAACCAGAGCCAGAGCCUGAGCCUGAGCCUGAACCUGAAGAAGCCCCCGAGGAGGUUUUUGAAGACGCUGAGGCUGAGGCCGAGGCUGAUGAUGCAGCUGCCGCUGAAGCAGCUGCUCGGGAAGCUGAGGAAAUCCUUCUCGAGGAGCAGGAACUAGCUGAUCUUGAGGCUCGGAAAGCCAGAAAGGGAAAACUCUCCUCCAAGAGCACCGAAAGAUACGAGCUUUUGAAGGAACGAUCAGAGAAACGGGCUGCGGAUGCUGCUGCUGCCGCUACCGCUGCCGAGGCCGCUGUAGAAGAAGAAGAAGCCGAACCCGAGCCUGAGCCAGAGCCUGAGGCUGAGGUUGAUGACGGACCUACAGCUGAAGAAAUCGAAGCGGAGGAGCAGGAGCUAGCUGAUCUAGAGGCGAGGAAGGCCAGAAAAGGAAAGCUCUCAUCUAAGAGCACCGAAAGAUACGAGUAUCUGAAAGAACGCUCAGAACAGCGGGCAGCAGCAGCGGCUGCUGCCGCUGAGGCAGCUGAAGAAGCUGAGGCAGAGCCAGAGCCUGAACCUGAACCUGAGGAGACUCCUGAGGUUGACGACGCAGCUGCAGCUGAAGAAAUUGAAGCUGAAGAGACGGAGUUGGCAGACUUAGAGGCAAGGAAGGCUAGAAAGGGUAAGCUUUCUUCUAAGAGCACCGAAAGAUAUCAGUAUCUGAAGGAACGCUCUGAGAAACGAGCUGCGGAUGCAGCCGCUGCAGCCGCAGCGGCUGAGGAAGAACCGGCCCCCGAAGAUGAAGAUGCUCCCGAGGAGGUUGAGGAAGAGCCCGAGGCUGAAGAAGAGGCUGAGGCCGACGAUGCAGUUGCGGCUGAGGCAGCUGCUCGUGAAGCUGAGGAGAUUGCGGCCGAAGAGACAGAGCUCGCGGACCUUGAGGCUAGGAAAGCUAGGAAGGGAAAACUCUCUUCUAAGAGUACUGAACGAUAUCAAUAUCUCAAGGAGCGCUCAGAGAAACGGGCUGCGGAUGCAGCAGCAGCAGCAGCAGCAGCAGAAGAAGAAGCCGAGCCAGAUCCGGAACCUGAAGAGGCCCCGGAGGAUGAUGAAGGCGACGAAGAGGAUGCAGAGGAUGUUGAAGAUGCUGAAGCAGCAGCUGCUCAAGAGGCCGAAGAGGCUGCUGCAAAGGAAGCUGAAGAGAUCGAGGCCGAAGAGACAGAGCUCGCGGACCUUGAGGCUAAAAAAGCUAAAAAGGGAAAAAUAUCUAGCAAAUACCGGGAGAGGUAUGAUUAUUUAAAAGAGCGUUCGGAGAAACGGGCAGCAGAUGCCGCUGCUGCAGCAGAGGCCGCCGCUGAGGCUGAAGCAGCUGCCGCCGAAGCUGAAGCCGCCGCCGCCGCCGAGGAAGCCGCUGCAGCAGAAGAGGCUGCCGCUAGAGAAGCUGAGGAGGCUGCUGCAAAGGAAGCCGAAGAAAUUGAGGCUGAAGAGACAGAGCUCGCCGAGCUGGAGGCCAGGAGAGAAAAGAGGUUUGGAAGGCUUCCCACUAAGAGCCGCGAGAGGUAUGAGUAUUUGAAAGAGCGUUCUGAUCAGCGGGCUGCGGCUGCGGAAGCAGCAGCUCAAGAAGCAGCAGAAGCAGCAGCCAAGGAAGCCGAGGAGGCUGCCGCCGCAGAGGCCGAAGAAGCAGCAGCCAAAGCAGCAGAGGAAGCUGCAGCGAAGGCCGAGGAAGACGCUGCGGAUGAUGCAGAAUUCGCGGCCCUCGAGGCUAAGAAAGAGAGGAGGGGGAAGUUGGGUAAGAAGGAUAAGGAGCGAUACGAGAUGCUGCAGAGCAAGAUUGAAGCCAGAGAAGCUGCUGCUGAAGAUGCCCCGGAUGAGCCAGAACCCGAGCCAGAAGAACCUGAGGAACCAGAGGAACCUGAACCCGAGCCGGAGCCGGAGCUCGACCCGGACGAAGUUGAAGAGCUUCUGGCUGAUCCACCCCCGAAGCCAAAACCAACCAGUGAUGCCUUCAGUUUCUGGGGCCUGGGGAGGAGGAAGAAAGCGACAGUUGUGGAAGAACCCGUCGAACCGGAGCCGCCAGCGGAAGAGACGCCAAGAUCUAUGGGAGGUAAGAUUGCUGAUAAACUCCAAGCUUUUGAGUCUGCUCCGCCAAACGUGGAAGCCGAACCAACUGAGCCACCUCCGGCGGACCCCCCCUCAGUGCAAAAGAAAAAUCUCACGAAAAAGAAGAAUAAGAAGUUGACCAUCAAAGAAGAUAACCCCGAGGACGACGAGGAUUUGCCUGGCACAUUCCCGGAUGACGAAGACGACACAUUCGAAGACGCGAAAGAAGAGGAAGAAGAGGUAGAGGAAGCAAAGGAGGAGGAGGAGAAGGAAGAACCGCCUGCAGAAGAGGAGCCUCCCGCACCAGAGGAACCCGAGAAAGAAGACGAGAUCGUCGAGAUCAUCGACAUGGCCCCAUCGAAGAAGGACAAGAAAAAGAAGAAGAAGAGCAAGCACAAAGCUGUCGAGCCAGCGCCAGCACCCGAGCCAGAACCUGCACCCGAGCCAGAAGAGCCAGCACCCGAGCCCGAGGAGGAGGCACCGGAGCCAGAGGCGGAACCCGAGGCUGAAGCUGAAGCAUCAGAAUCCGAGCCCGAAGCACCACCGGCCGUCCCCGAUCCUCCCCCACCCCCGCCGUCGGAGCCUAGAUCCCCCAAGAAGACUCGGCCAAAGAUCAGCCGCGAUGCCGGCUCAUCAUGGAGCACAUGGAACUCACGCGAAAAAGAAAAGAAAUCGUCAAAGUCUAAGCACGGAAAACGAUCAGCAGAGAAGGAAGAUAAGGAGAAGGAGAAGACUUCUUCCAAGGGGUCAACGUCAGACAAAGCAGAGCGUUCAGAGAAAGCGUCUUCUCGAUCAAAGGGAACGUUCAGCACACCCCCGAUCACUAGGGCAACACCUGGUCGCGAGAAACGUCCAAGUGCUAGUCGUCGGUCGUCUCGACGGUCCGUGGAUGAAUCUGGAUUGAUGUCUCCUCCCGCUGAAGACAUGCCCGAGAUGUCAUCGAAAGCUGCUCGCGUUUUGGGUGUCGACGGGGACAAGCCUCGAGAGAAGCGAAGAUCUCGCAAGUCGCGUGCCCCUGAAGCCGAUGCGAGUGGAGAGGUAGAUGCAGCCCAAGAAAGGGUUGAGCGACGACGAUCAAGGAGAGCCCCACCGGAGGAAGAUAUUGCUAUGGCAGAUGCAGGAGACAUGCCCUCAAGACGUGGCUCAUCCUCAAAGAAGGGAGGUCUCUCGGGAUUGUUCAGUGGCCUUAGGAGCCCUAAGGUUGAGCGAGGUGAGGGCAGGAAACGCAGCAUGUAUUCUGCAACUGAUGAUGAGGGACGAGGCGGCGCAGAUGGUGAUCCUGAUAGAGAGGCUCGACGGGCUGCACGCAGAGCUCGACGAGCAGAGCGCGAUGCUGCGGAAGCAGAAGCCACCGAAGAGCGGCGAGCUAAGGAAGAGUCGCGCCACGUGAACGUCGUCGUACUCAGCAAACCGAAGGCACAGAGGAUGAAGAAGAUCGCCGUAGACGACGCGAAGAACGGCGAGCAGCCAAAGAAGCUAGGGAGGCUGAAGAGGCCCAGUACCGAAGCAGUCGCCAAGCUGAGCAGUCGGGAGACGAGGGCUCCUCUUCUCGCAGGCACCACCGCCGGAGGGAACGUGAGCGAGAACGAGAGCCAGUUGGCGAAGCAUGGCCCCAUUCUGGAAUGUCAUCAUGGGUCAAGGACGUCACGGACGCACCGCCGCCAGACCAAUUUGACGAGGAGCAAGCUCGUCGGGAAGCCCGCCGAGCGAGACGAAGUGCCAGGGCUGAGGAUGUGA